Paraglomus brasilianum is the source of this 123-nucleotide messenger RNA. Lineage: Eukaryota; Fungi; Glomeromycota; Glomeromycetes; Paraglomerales; Paraglomeraceae. The record is from the annotation of a GenBank genome assembly.
AUGGAAGCGGGUUCUGCCGACGUAAAGGCGCCCGAUGGCUUAUCUCUCGAAAGUUUACCGAUGGCCGGUGCAAAAUAUCGGAAAAUUCAAGGACUCAGUUGCCAGACGAAUAGACUGCAUUAG